CCACCAGCAGCAGCACCAGCAGCAGUGGCGGCGGGCAGGAGCGGGACCACUUCGAUACAACGGCGUCUCGUGAUUGUGAGGCACAGGGGACCCCCGCACCUACGAACCUAAUUGGUUCCUGUACAACGGUCGCAAGUCGAGGAUGUCAAAAUGACACCGCCAACACGGCUGAAAAGAAGCUGACGAUCCUGAGCUGCCGCAGGUGGCAGGGAACGUUGGGACGUGGGGGGGGGGGGGGUUGUGGUACGGCCGUGCAGAGACAGCAUGCCGAUGAAACUCGCUCCCUUCCAGCCGACGCUAUGCUGCCUCCUGGCGCUUCUCGUCCAUGCGAAUGGGGCCGCGUCGUCCUCCAUCGCCAAGGACUUCUGCGUCGUGGGCGCCGGGCCAUCCGGCCUGCAGAUGGGCUACUACCUCGAGCAGUCCCGGCGAGAUUACGUCAUCCUGGAGAGAAGCGGUGCCCCGGGCCACUUCUUCGCCGUGUACCCGCGGCACCGCAAGCUCAUCAGCAUCAACAAGCGGCACACGGGCAAGCGCAACAAAGAGUUCAACCUUCGCCACGACUGGAACUCCCUGCUGAGCCACGACGAGACGAUGCUCUUCCGGCACUAUUCCCGAGACUUUUUCCCGCACGCCGACGACAUGGUGCGAUACCUGAGCGAUUACGCCAAGCGGUUCCGCCUGAAUGUGCGCUACAACACGAACGUGACCGAGAUUAGGGCCACGGCAGACAGCAGCGCAUGGAACGGACACCGCUUUGUCCUCGGGGACCAGAGUGGCAACGAGUGGCGGUGCCAGGUUUUGUUGGUGGCCACGGGCAUGUGGCUGCCCAGAGUUCCCCGGUUCAUCGGCUCGGAGCUGGUGGAGGGCUACGAGAACGUGUCGGUGAACCCGAGUGACUUCGAGGGCCAGAGCGUGCUGAUCCUGGGCCGUGGGAACUCCGCGUUCGAGACGGCCGACAACAUCAUGGGCUCCACCAACCUCGUGCACAUGCUGGGCCGAUCCCACCUUCGCCUCUCCUGGGCCACGCACUACGUCGGAGACCUCAGAGCCAUCAACAAUGGCCUGCUGGACACGUACCAACUCAAGUCCCUCGACGGUUUGCUGGAGGCGCCCAUGGAGGCCAUGGCGGUGGUGCGCAAUCGACAGGGGAAACUGCGCAUUCUGUUGCACGACACGGACGGGAGGAAGACGCUGACGAAUGGCGGCAACUCGAAAAUCAUUGACCCCAGCAAGAACAAGGACAACUUCUCCCUCCGCGAGCCGUACGACCGCAUCGUCCGCUGCCUGGGCUUUGAAUUUGACUUCUCGAUCUUUCACAGCUCGACAAAGACCAAAGCUGGAUCAGGUCAGAAGAAAAAAUACCCAAAGAUAAAGGCAGACUACGAAUCGCCCACCACGAGAGGGAUGUUCUUCAUUGGCACGAUCAGCCACUCGGUAGACCACAGAAAGUCAGCCGGCGGCUUCAUCCACGGCUUCCGCUACACAGCCAGAGCCGUGUUCCGCUCGAUGGAGUGGCGGUACCACGGGUUGCCCUGGCCGUCGCAGACUCUGCCGUCCUCGCUGCUGCUCGCCACGGUCGCGCGGCGGAUUAACGAGGCAUCGGGGCCCUACCAGAUGUUCGGCGUGCUGGGGGACAUCGCCCUGCUCAAACGGGAUGGCGCCGAGUUUGAGUAUCUGGAGGAGUACCCCAUCGCGGCCCUGCCGGCGCUGACCGCGAACACGGGCAAGUCGGCGGAGGGCGGCCUGCUGGUCGUCAACAUGGAGUACGGCAAGAACUUCUCGGGCCCCGGGGAGGACGUGUUCCGCACGAACCGCGCCGUCGGGGCGCCCCUCGACGCCUGGCGCUCCAACUUCCUCCACCCCGUCAUCUACUACUACGAGCGGCUGCCCACCGAGUCGGAAAUGAGGAGGAGGCCCAAGAAGUGGCCGCUCCCUCGGCCGGACGCCAUCCACCACAUGGUCGAGGACUUCCUCACCGACUGGAGCGCUCCCAACACUCAUUUGCUGCCACUGCGCCGAUUCCUGGAGGCCUGCCUGCACAGAGACCUACGCCACCACUUUGCGGAGUCGUGCUUCAAGAUGGCCUUGACGAGUCAGCAGUCGCCGCUCUCCUGCCAGCAGGGCUACUCGGAGGGGCGCUCACUGGCCGCCGACGACCUCGUGUAGCACUGCCCCCGCUCCACAGACAUCUGGCGGUUUGUUUUUACCCACAGCUGGGGGGUCAUGCCAUGGCGAGCACUUGGAACGGUUGCGGGACAGGGCUCAUCGGAUGACAAAUCCGCCAAUUUGGCCAGGAUACGGAAUUUUGGAUGAGCCAAAACAAAUAAAACGUGGCGCCACGUUGCAUUGGGUGACAUCGUCGUCGGCGACGCGAAGACAUUUUAAAUUAGUUACACGAUGGAAAUAAUUUGUAAAUGUGAUUUUUUUUUUUUUUUUUUACAAUUUCCCUUAUAAAUCUGAAACGUUUAUAACUCGCCAAACUCAUUCUUCGUCUACAACCGUUAUUUCCAAGCGGUACAAUCUGUGCGCGGGUGCCCCUUGCAUCACGGACGCAGUGGGACCCCCCUUCUCUCGACACAUAUAUUUUUUAUCUGCCGAUGAUCAAAUCAUCUUGAAGCCUUUUUAGGGUUUGACCCUGCUUUUACCACUCGAAUGGGGUAACCGCUGGUACAGACCAGGACACACGCCAGGCGUCGCUGUAGGCAAUCACCGAGGCAGCGGGCUGCACGGUUUGCCGGUGAGAUGGCAGUCCAGCAAUGGGCGCUCGGCACGCGUGGAGGCCGAAUGCAUUUCGUCUGCGGGUGGAUUUUGUUUAAAAAAAAUACCUUCUCUGAAUCUCGGCACUCGUAGGCGUGGUGGGUUUUCCUCCGGGUACUCCUCCGGUGUCGUCCCAUGUGAAAGCCAAUCGCUCACGAGUGGAAUUGGCCCAAACAUACCAAGUAGGACACUCCUGAAAUAAGGGUCUUGAGGCUUUUCCGGGUAAAUUAUUAUGAUUUGUAUUAUUGUAACGAAUCGAAGGCCUAUUUUUACUGUGUGUAGACUGAUUUUCUGGGGUCUCUGUUAGCUCAUUUUUGACACUCAUUUAUUUAUAUAAACGUUACUAUAUAUUAAAGUCCUGUUUGUAUAUACGUUACUUAUGUGUACAUAUAUGCUUUAAUCUAUACGUUGUUUUUUUAUUACAUAUUCUCUAACCCCCGAUCAUGUGUAUGCCAAGCUAAGAGAUGCAAUUGUAUGCUGAUGCCGUCUGAAAACCAAAUUGUAUGCACGUGGUAAUAAACGUUUGCCUGCGUGCCUGA
Messenger RNA from Petromyzon marinus (sea lamprey), 3296 nucleotides. It is a transcript of the gene FOXRED2, whose product is annotated as FAD dependent oxidoreductase domain containing 2. Gene Ontology annotation, molecular function: monooxygenase activity; flavin adenine dinucleotide binding. Lineage: Eukaryota; Metazoa; Chordata; Hyperoartia; Petromyzontiformes; Petromyzontidae. Gene Ontology annotation, biological process: ERAD pathway. The record is from RefSeq and is a predicted model, not a curated record. Gene Ontology annotation, cellular component: endoplasmic reticulum lumen.